This is a messenger RNA of Lates calcarifer (barramundi perch), 12756 nucleotides long. It is a transcript of the gene sfpq, whose product is annotated as splicing factor proline/glutamine-rich. Gene Ontology annotation, cellular component: nucleus. NCBI's taxonomy places the organism in Eukaryota, Metazoa, Chordata, Actinopteri, Centropomidae. Gene Ontology annotation, biological process: regulation of DNA-templated transcription. Bases 130 to 2016 code for a protein of 628 amino acids. Gene Ontology annotation, molecular function: RNA binding. The transcript is spliced from 12 exons. The record is from RefSeq and is a predicted model, not a curated record.
CUCUCUAUUCACAGCCGUUAGUCGCCAUUUUGAGACGUGCAAACACCGGUAGGAGGCGGUUGUUACGCAGCAAAUCUACAACGUUUUUUUUUUGUAUUUUAACAAAACUUUUCACUGAUAGAAGAACCAAUGUCUCGAUUUAACAAUAACCGCGGUGGACUUGGGAUGAAUCACUUCCAGCCACGCAGAGGCGGUGCUCCCGGUGGCCCGAUGCGGGGUGGAAUAAUGGGAAACCCACAUUUCAGGAACCAUCCCUUUCAAAACCAGAACCAAAAUCGGAGGGGACCAAAUAAUAACUUCAACAAACCACCUAAUCAGGGACCACAGACGACUCCACAGAAGCCACAACAGAACCAGCCUAUCAUCCCUCCGCCGAGUCCCGGCCCGGCUCUCACGAUGAAAGGCCCGAUGCAGCAGCAGCAGAAACCGGCAACGCAACAAGAGCAACGGAAGCCGGUAACCCCCUCGCCUCAGCCGAAGAUUCAGUCCCCACCGCCGAAACCCAACAUGACAUCCCCUCAACCUAACCAGGCAAACAAGAACCAGAAUCAGAACCAGCAGCUGAAGUCACCGGUAGGAAAUGCUAACGGGCAAAAGCAGCCCCCACAUCCGAGCCCGAAGACCGGGCCACAGCAGGGCCAGAAAACAGGCCCCCAACAAGGCCAGAGGACAGGGCCACCGGCGAUGAAACCCAAACAGCAGCCAGAAGAGGCAGAGAAAAAGACCAUACACACAGACGCGGCCGAGUCAGACGGGAGCUCAGCAGAGGGCUUUAAGGCAACGCUGUCCAUGCUGCUGAAACCCGGUGAGAAGACAUACACACAGCGGUGUCGUCUGUUCAUCGGUAACUUGCCCAGCGACAUCACAGAGGAUCAAUUCAAGAGGCUGUUUGCAAAAUAUGGAGAGCCCAGCGAGGUCUUUAUCAACAAAGGAAAAGGCUUUGGUUUCAUCCGACUGCAAUCCCGUGCCCUAGCAGAGAUCGCAAAGGCAGAGUUGGAUGACACACCAAUGAAAGGCAGACCUCUGCGUGUCCGAUUUGCCACACACUCUGCAGCUUUGUCUGUGAAGAACCUGUCACCAUUUGUCUCCAACGAGCUCCUGGAAGAAGCUUUCUCACAGUUUGGGAUGGUAGAGAGGGCCAUUGUCAUUGUAGAUGAUCGUGGGCGGUCCACAGGAAAGGGUAUUGUUGAGUUUGCCUCCAAACCUGCUGCCAGGAAAGCCCUGGACCGAUGCAACGAGGGCGUCUUCCUACUCACCACGUCACCCCGGCCCGUUAUCGUUGAGCCUCUGGAGCAGUUUGAUGAUGAGGAUGGUCUUCCAGAGAAACUGGCACAGAAGAACCCCAGAUAUCAAGCAGAGCGUGAGGAACCUCCUCGCUUUGCCCGUCCAGGCACUUUUGAAUUUGAGUACUCUAAGCGGUGGAAGUCACUUGAUGAAAUGGAGAAGCAGCAGAGGCAGCAGGUGGAGAAGAACAUGCGUGAGGCCCGUGAGAAGCUUGAGAGCGAGAUGGAGGAUGCUUACCAUGAGCACCAGGCCAACCUACUCAGACAAGAUCUGCUGAGGCGACAGGAAGAACUGCGACGAAUGGAGGAGUUGCACAGUCAGGAGAUGCAAAAGAGGAAGGAGAUGCAGCUCAGACAAGAAGAAGAGCGACGCAGGCGCGAGGAGGAGAUGAUCCGUAAGAGAGAGAUGGAGGAACAGAUGCGCCGUCAGCGUGAGGAGAACUACAGGAUGGGCAACUUCAUGGAUAGGGAUAGGGAGAUGAGAAUGAAUCCCAGUGGAGCUAUGGGCAUGGGUGAUAUGCCUUUUGGUGCAGCCAAUCAGAAGUUCUCCAUGGGUGGAAUGGGCUUUGAGGGACAGCAGGGAAUGGGACCGUCCCCAGGAGGCUUGAUGGGCAACGAAAUGCGCAAUGAGCGCUUUGCCCAGGGCGGCCCUAGGGGAAUGGGUCCUGGUAACAGCGGGUAUGGCAGGGUCCGUGAGGAGUUUGAUGGUCCCGCUAAGAAACCCCGUUUUUAAACGCUGCUCUUUGAUGCUCCCAGCAGCAACGUUUGUAUAGAUUCUCCAACACAAAUAUGUUGAGUCGCAUUUCUUGUAUUUAAGUUUAAAUUGUUGCUACAUUUUAGCUUGACAAUUUACUCAUUUUAUGACAAAGUCAAUAUUUUCAUUUUUUAUUUUGUAUUGUCAGUAGUAUGGAAAGGUAGGUCACCCUCGUGUGAUCCGUUAGAUCUUUCUGACCCAUGUACAUUUUCUUUUCUAGAUGUAUUAUGCUCUGUGAGUCGCCGUGAAGUGAUAAUUGUAACAUUUUUCUCAACUUUCUAUGGCUGUGUUUUGUGCCAUACAUUUGGAGUCAAAGCAUGUAUUAUAAUAAAGGCAAAUUGGUUCUAUCAGGACAAACCGUUAACAUUUAUUCCUAAAACUUGAAACGUACAUUACGUUCCAAGAGCAAACCAAGUGGUUGUUUGCACAACUGAAAUAACGUGGAUACAGCUGCCACAUCAGGUCUUAAAGGGUCUAUGUGUUAUCUCUGCCACAGUCCUGACCUCUUUCAUUCAGAGAUGCGUUUAACACAAUUUUAAAAACUCAAAGCAUUGCCCUGCUCGAAGCAGAUACUUGAUGCAAAUGCUUCACUGCGUCCUUAUCUUCUUCAUUUUCCAACCAUCAAAUUCAGAUAAUUAGCAGACACCUGUUAUAUGUCUUUUCAGUACACAAUGUCAGAAUUUAUUAUACUUACAACAAAGUAGUAAAGACUGGUAAAGAUGUUUAGCAUGUGCUAACAUGUUUAUACACCAGGUAGCACCUAGCACAUAUGAUUGUAUUGUACAGGAAGCUCAAUUUAUUAUGUAGUUGUAAUACACAACUUUUCAGUUCCACUCCACAAACACUGCUCUCAGUGGAAAGUGAGAAAUUAAGUUGUUUUUUAUAUUUAAGUGGGAACACUAAGUUGUUUCAUUCAGUAACUCUGCCUUGAAGUCAGUCGUCAGGAGAGCAGAGAUACUACACAUAGAACCUUUAAAACAGCUUGUGGUAUUUAUAGUUUUUGGUUGUGGGUUAACCAGUCGACAGACAUUGGGCUCCUUACUAACACAUUCUGCUCAUAUCACAUACACACAGUUCACAUUAGUGUGUGUCUCAUGUGCAUGUCCUGAGCCUGGGGUAACUGACUACGUUUACAUGCAGUCCAACUUAUUGAAGAAUUACAGCAAUUUACGGCCUGCAACUAGCAGUUAGUGUUUUCACCUUCUUAGGAGCUGGAUUGUGUUUUUAAAUUGUGAUAAGAUAAACACAUAUAAAAGUGACAACCCAGUUGCUACUGAGCUACUUGAAUUGGGGUUUUGAUGACAUGGUUGAGUUUUAUUUACCUUAAUCACAUGCUAUUGGACACAAUGAAGCAUUUAAAUGCACCUGUGGCAGUGACAUUGGUGUAAAAGACGGAGUUGUAGUUUGUAGGUGCUGACCAUGUACUAAAGAAUGUAAUGCCAAUUGUGGUUAAGUCAAUAAGACGACCAUAAUUUUGUCCCUCUACGUGGCUACAGUAUAGACCUCUACAGUAUAGACAUGUUAACAGCUGCAUGGAUGAUGAUGUCCAGUGAGUUAGGCAGAGUAUUCUUUACAAACCUGCAUGUAAACGUAGUCAUUUUCAGUUGUGGCCAUUGGGUGCAACAGAGUUGUAAGGAAGUCUUUGCUAAAGGAACUGGCAUAAAAUCCGUAUCUGGAUCUAAUGUCCACGCUACAGUCACAAUAUUUGCCUUUGCAUGACUGGCAAGGACAGUUAAGUAGUCUUGUUUAGUGCUCAGUUUCAAAAGCACGUUAACCACUUCAUAAAGAAAAAUAUCAUCUGUGGAUAAAAAUGUCAGUCCUUACUUAUAAGAAAGGGGUCGCCUCUUCAGAUAGAGUUUCAGUUACAUAUGAAAGUCAGUAAUUCACUGACAAAGCACUCACUGAGCUGGAGCUGUAAGAAGACAAGUAGCCCAGAGUCUAAAUCCUGUGCACUUUUCAGAAUUAUGAGUGAGUUGAACAGCAUGGAUGAGACUUGUACGUGAAGUUACAGCCUGCUGCAAAUAAUCCAUUUUUUGUCACUGUCAAUACAAACUGACGUUUCUCAUUGUCAACUUUGUGAACCCCCUAUUACAUCCUGUCACUCCACAGAAGAACGACUGAUCACAAUUACUGGUUAAAUGAUAUCAUUCUGACUUCAUAUUGUUUCGCACAGAUACAUUUUCAAAUGCCUUGUGCCAUAAACCAGCCAUGUGGCUGAAAGAAGUGGUAAUAGACAAACCAUAGUAUAUAACCUGUGCGCAGCUGAGGACCACAGCGCUUUCAUUUAGUUUUUUCUGCUUUUGACUUAUUGUUGGGCCAACCUUGGACAACAAAUAACACUUGCCUCUUACCAUUAACUGGUUUACAUUUAUAUCUGUCCAUGGACCAGAUGUUUGUGCUUUGGAAGCAUGAUGUGUUUAUGUGCUUAAAUAGUGGCAUCUGUGGAAAUAGUGGUGAGAGCCCAUAAACUGUAUCUAAAGAAAAAUGUUUAACAGCUUCCAGAGUCUGAGUAACUCAGUAAUUGCUUACCUACACCAAUGACCUUCUAACCAGGCUUCAAAGCCUUGAAAGUGACAUCUUUAACAGUUUGGUCCUGACCUUUCUCUAGAGGAAGUUCAGAGGAGAGAACAAAACAUUUAUGAUUUUUGGAAGAUCCCCUUCAGACAUAUUUUAUGGUGCACAGACAUUCUCUUCUUUGUGUCUGAUAAGAAAUGGAAUUACCUUACAAUAUUAUGGAGAGAAACCUAACAGUUCCCACCAUUAGCAACCACUUGGUGACAGUGGAGAGGAAAAACUCCCGUUUAACAAGAAGAAACACUGACAGAACUGGACUCAGGGUGGGCGGCCAUCUGCCUCAACCAGCUGGGUUGAGAGGAGAGAAAUGGGGGAGCGAAAAGAAAGAGGGGGGAGAGGGAGGAGAUAACUAGAGACAAGAUGUCUUCCCACUUCACUGAAAGGUCUGUUGUCUAUUGUUUGUACUCUGGACGCUUCUACAUCUUGUAAAAGUUGUAUUUUGGACCUCCAUUGUUUUGUCACAAAAUCCUGCUCGUACUCAGUUUUGAGAGAAACUCGGAGAGGUUUUCGUUAAUGUCACCUGGCAUUUGAAAUUCACUCUGCUGCCCUCUCUGGCUCCUCCCAAACAAUGAUGCCAUUUUCUGUUCAGAGAUAUUAUGACAUCACUUUGGCAUCAAAAGGACACCUACCACCAUGCACUGACUUGCCUUAGCAAGCAUUUUUCAUAUUUAUAUAGUAGGCGGGGUUGGAUUCACACAAGUGAGUGUAAGUAACCCGUUGAGACUAUGUGCAUUUCAUUCAUUUUUCUUAAACCUUGACAAGAAUAAUUAUUACAUUUAACUGCAAUUUAUGUGAUAAAAUAUAGUCCAUACAACUUGGCUCCACCAUUUUGUGGACAGUGAUUUUACUUGUGUUCACAUUAGCUUCUGUUUUUAUCUUCUGUCACAGCUUUUAAUGUUUAACCCUUGGUUACGUUUUCCUUAUGCCAUUAUUUCUUUCAUUUUAAAGAUGAACAACUAGUGGCUUUCCACCUUAACUUUGAAGUCACUUGCAUAGUCCAAUGGCUGACAACAUUUGGACCUAAUGGGAUGACUCCAGUGCAUCCUAUGGUAGUUUAUCAACUGGCUAAAGAUGGCCAAGACAUCAAGAACCUUUAAAUUUAAUUGCAGUGUUUAUCUUGUGCAAAGUAUCAUAAUGUACCCUGCACAAUAACUAUACAUUUUUACUUGCUUAUGAAAGUAUCCUAAGUAAAUCUUGCUUCUUUGUGUGGCAUUUGAAAACCCUGCAUUUGGUAAUUCUGUUGGAUAUCAUGGAGUGUACACCUGAAAUGUUACGUGUGUUUGUGUUAUGUACAUUUUUUCUUUAACAGGUUUGACCAGCUUUAAAGAUUGUGGACUGUGGAGGAAUAUGUGGCUGUGUAGCGUGGACUCGUAAAUACUUGAGCAAAAUACAACACUGGUUAGCAAAAUUCAGUUGGAACUGUGCAAAAGAUUACAAAGAAACUGCACAGAGGUUUGGAGCAAGGAUGAUAUUUGUCAUCAACAUUUUGACUCGAGUCAGUUAAAUACAGAUUGAAAGUUGGGUUAAAAUGCAGAUUUAGUCAUGUGGCAUUAAUUUUGAAUGACAAAUUCAUGUGAAACCUGUAGAUAGAACAAUUACGAACACAAGGACACCAUUGACUUAAAGUCGCACAAUUAAUUUUCCUAAAUUUUUACAGAGAUAACAUUGAAUGUUUGAUCUUUAUUCAUAGAAAAUAAGAUUUUGCUCUUGUGGCUAAAACGUGAGUAUUUUCAUCUUUUAUCAAAUGAUGUGGACAAGUAAAUUCUUACAAUUAAUAUUUUUAUGUUUAGUUAUUGCAGACCAGCGUCAUUAGUUCAACAAAACGUAUGGGAAUGGACUCAGUUUCUGUAGUUUCAGAUGUGAAAUUUCUUCACCUGUUUACAACUGCUGUAUUUCUGGAUCAGUGCCAGUGUAUUUGUUGUUUUUCAAAUCUCCAUAUAAAACUAACCAGUCAUGCAACAUAAUAAUGGCUUACUGGACUUAAUGGUGAAUUUUAUUUACCUUGGCCAAGAUCGGCUUAGAUGGUUAUUCCAGACUUGAUAUUCUGUAGACGGCCUCUAGUGAGAUAUGUUUAUUAUCUAGGUGGCCGAUUUUGUCAGUAAUGUACUGGAAAUUAUAAAAUAAAUGACAAAUGAAUUGUUUCUUUCCUCACUUUAUCGAUAUGGAUAAGGAGAUUUUUCGACUGACCACUACAAGAGCUUUGUGCUCUUUUGGAAACAGACUGUUUAGAGGACUGUCCAGUGGCUGCCUUCAGCACUUGGAUGUGGACUAUUAGAUUAAACUACAUCCACUUGAAGUAACUUCUCUUGAUCAGAUAUCAAAUGAAGAAUUGGAGCACAACAUGAAAUAAUAUUUAAUACUUUGAGAUUGGUAAGAUAAUUAUGCAUUUUUAGUACCACAAGUGUGAAAAAUUAAAGAUCAGUAUGCUGUUUACACACAUAUUACUAACAUAAUCUAAUUUGGUUUAUAGUAAAUUCAUGUUAAAAAAUCAUUUUAAAUUAGGUAAUGUAUUUCUAAAUUAUGUCCGAUUAUUUUAGGCUUUUGCCAAUGUAAAAAACAACUUGAUCAGAGUUUUCCUUCUCCACACAGCGUCUGAACAUCCUACAAAUACUCAGGUAGAUUUGGUGAUACAAUUGGACUGAAGUGUAAAUUUUAAAACUUGUAAUGUUAUGUCUGUGUGUUGGUGUUGUGUACCAUUUGUUUUUCUUUAACAGGUUUGACCGUCUUUAAAGAUGUUGGACUAAAAGAAGGAACUUUCGAAACCAAGAAAUUCAAAGUCAGUUGGUAACAAAAAAGGUUAGCAGUUAUUACAUCAGCUGAAGCUGUAUGCAGCUUCUGUCAGAGCAGGUUUGUCAAAGACAAACUGUAACUUUCAAGGACCAAGUAGCACCUGUUUUUUGAAGAAUUUACAGUUAUUGAUCAUGACGGGCGGUGGCUCUGUAGCUUGAACUGCAGCUUGGAAAGUUGGAAGAUCUUAACAUUUGUCUCUUGCACAAGUAAAGACGAUUGAACUGAGGUUCAGAACAGGGAUGUCCCUUAUUGCCAACCUUUUGACUUCAUAUUAUUGGAGUAAAAACAAGCCUUUCAGACAUGAAUUCCUUUUCUGAUGGCAAUUUAACAUGUAAGUUUCCUGGAUACUUUACUGUAAAAGUCAUGAUUGCAAACCUAGCAGGUUGGACCCAAUACUAUUUCUAUAUUCCUUUCAACAUGGACCCAGUCUGAUUGAGUGCAGUCACAUUGAUGGAUUUGUGUGCACACUGUGCCUACCAGUCAUGUCAGUCUUGGAAGUGAUGCUUAAGAACACACAAUCAAAUGCCAGACAUAAUUCUGAAAUGGCAAGUUUGACUGCAAAGAAAAUGUGUUUUUGAGGUUCUUGGAUAACAACACAAACAAAAGCGUUUUUGUAAAAAUGGCUGGAAUUUGGUCAGACACCAAUUUCAGAGAGCUCAUAGGACGAGAUAGUUCGAUUCAAAAUUCAGUAAUUAAUUGCCAUAUCAAUUAUUGAUUGGACCAACCAAAGCUUUGACACUGACCGUUUUUAUGAGAAGCUUGUAGUCGAGAUUAGUAUGAGAUGGCACCAAGCGCACUUAACAGACAACACAAUAAUGUAUCAGCAGUUUUGGAACAGGAAUGUCUGUUGCCAACACGUUUUGACUGUAUUAUUGAAGUAAUUAAGACUUGGCACUGAUGUUUUUUAGGAGACUUAUGUAGAGGCAGAAUCAGACACUAACAGACCAUUACAGAGGUCUGAAAUGGUGUUCCCCCUAUUUCCAAUACAUUUUGACAUCAUUAUUGAAAUAACACAAAUCUAAGCUUCGACGUUGAAAUUUUUAAAGUUCAGAAGUUGAGUCAAGAUUUGUUUGAAGUUACCACCAAGCACACUUUUCACAGAUUUUAAAAUAACCGUUUCUGAGUUUUAGAAUGGGGACUUCCCCUAUUGCCAACAUAUUUUGACUUUGCGUCUUUGAAGUGAAAAUUGAAACCAAAGCUUUGGCACCAAUGGUCUUAAACAGUAACUAUAGUACAGAAGUCUGAAACCAGGAUUGCCCCUGUUACAACACUUUUUGGCCCAAUCGCAGUUCCCUGUCUUGGCCUUACCCCUAGUAUAGGGUAUUGACCCUUCAGAACAUAGCUACAGGGGUAAAGGUUGAAAAUUUCACCAAGGACAUGGGACACCAGUCGUUUCUCGUUCUGGAAAGUAUUCUUCUACCCCUACAAUAAUCUACCUCUUGAGGGGUAGUUGACCACUACCCCUCGAUCCCCAAAAGAAUGGGCCAAAUGGUAGCACCAAGGGUGGGAAUUGGGAUUAGGCCUUAGACUUUGCAUCACUGGCAAAAAACUGAAACUAAAGCUUUGACACUGAUGUUCUUAAAAAGAGGCUAGUUGUCAAAAUUUGUUCAAAGGCCUCAUGGUAUUUAACCCCUGCACCCUAUCCUUAUUAGUCCUACCUGGCACAACCAUCUUUAUUCCCCAACCUACCUGAGGCAGGAAGUCCCAUGCACCUUUCGGUUGAAGAGAGGAUGGCGUGUUGUGCCUGUGUGUGUGUACGUGUGUGUGUGUGUGUUUCAUGUCUUUGGGUAAAUGUGAGGUGCGUUAGCUGCUGUCAGCCAGCUUGUCAGAGACAGGCUGCCCCAGUCCACAGUAGAGGCUCUUCUCUGCAGUUGGGUUACAAUGACGAUGAGUAGUUCUGCAGAAGUCAGUGGACAGUAAAGCCUGGACUUGUUUGCACUGCAGCCAGAGGUAUGCUUACACAGAUCAGCUGAACGAGUAAGGUAAGUGUCCCAUCCAUGUUUAUAAUACAAGAUGCAUAGUUCUCCCAUAACUUAACUCUUCUUUCCCACGUCACGGCUCAGAGUGACGUUUACAGGGCUUCUGGCAUCACACUUAACAAAGAAUGGUAUCACAGUGCAGAUCUCGGUUCUUCAACCUUUUUGUGUGUGGGUGCGACGAAGCAUUAUAGCCCGUGCAGUGUGUGUGUAUGUGUGUGUGGUUGUAGUACUUCGGCUUCUCUGUAUGUAUGCACGACAACAACUGAGUGGACAGCUGAGUCACUGGUUCAACAUCACAGUUUCAAAACACAGAUGUGUGGAAAUACAGUGCUGAAACUUGACACACCUUCAGUGUCAAGUCAAAAGAAAGGGUAUCCAGUGUUUAUUUUUUGGUAUUGCAAGUAUUAAAACCAACUGAACCAUGAACUUGUAGGUGAUGAGCAGUGGAAACAGGCCAGUUGUGUUGAGUCAAACACAAAGUCCAAUGUAUAUGAUGGCAUUUUUCUUGUUUUGCACCUCUUUUACAUCUAAAACAGGUCCAGUGGUGCGGUGAAGACACCGUACCAAAACUGAUUAUUUCUACCUUAGUGCCUUCAGUAAUGACAGAUUUUUAGUUUAUUAACUCCGUGCCUAAAGCCAAUCUUAGUCUCUCAUGCACAAACGUGCAGUUGUCCCAGUGUGGAUCACUGUAACAUAAUCACUUAUUAAAACCAUACAAACUGUGUAAAAUGUGUAUUAGUUGGCACUUUCGUGUCCGUCACUGAGUAUCACUCCUCCUGACUCCCUUUGUCAAACAGCAUAUUUUGUGGUACUGGGGUGGGAUGCCUCUGCAGUUUUUAAGUAAAACAUGUUGCAUACUGCUCGGGUUAUUCUGGGUGGGAAGGUCGAGCAUGAAAAUGUCCGACAUGUUUUAAUCAAUGCUCCAUGCAGUUUGCUGUACUUUGAUCUUUACACCACAACCUCUGUGACUCGUGUGUUUGUAUAGAUGGAGUUUGAUGUGGAUUUUAUCUUUCUGUUGAAGGAUGAAAAUAUUUUACUGAUAAUGGCUGAUCUCCUCAUGAGUUACUUCACUUUCAGUUCUUUGCUUUUUGUUCAACCUGUCUGUUGAAUAAUGGGCUGUUAACUUUAUGACCUAAAGUAUCAACACAGCCAGUUUGCCUGACUACUACACCAAUGCCUUAUUCACAAUAGAUAAGUGUUGUAUGGGGAGGGGAUACAAAGUCAACUUUGAGCCUAUAUUGAAAAAGGAAAGUAAGGAGGAAUUUAAAAUGCAAUUCUUUCAGUAAUUUCCUUCAAAUGGAAAAAGAACCUAAUUGCUAAUUUUAUGUAACACCUCUAAAGGGGCCUCUACAAUUUGACACUUUGAACAGACCCAUUUUAGUAUUCAGUUACAGGCCUUUAAUCACCUCGCUAACAGCCAAAGAGUGACUGAUGGCUUCUCAAAACCCUCUCACUGUAAAUCAGAGGUAAAGGGAUUAGAUGCCUCCUGUGACCAGAAAAGCUUCUGCUGUUUCUGGUCCCAGUUUCAACAGUCUGAGCUGCAGCUGUGGCUGCUUUAAAACCCUCUAUAGAGCACAGAUGCUGCAGUUUGAUUAAAAAACACACUCCUACUUGGAGUCAUAGCUCAGUCAAAUCAGUGUUUCUUUAACCUCCUGUGGAAAUCACAUCUUCAGUGUCCAUUGCAAUUAAAUGUCCAUUAAACUGCUUAGAAAUGUCUUCGUUGUAACUGCAGAAAAUAGUCAUGUUUUUAAGUUUUCUUCACUCUACACAGGAACUACUCAUAGUUAAUUCAGCAUACCUUUAUGGUGCCAAUUUGUUGAAAUAUAAUCCAAGUUUUUGCCCCCGGUGUAACUCCAUGAAUGUGAAUCCAUGGCAACGCCUCUGGUUUCCAAAGCAUUAUGGGAACUGUAGUUACAAAACUUAAACCAGUGGUCAAAGCAAAGGCCACAGCAGACCUGUGUUAAUGUUGAGUUGUUGAUUAUUUCUCGUCCUGUUGGCAGUCAGUGGUGCGUCACAGGAAAAAUGUGAGAUGUAGUUCUUCUGUUAGAAUAAAAAUGUGUGGUAGUGCUGGACUCUUGCUUUCCUUUCCUCUCUACUCUCAGUACUCAGCACAGUCUUUAUCAUACAUUUGUCACACACUCUGUUACACUCGGACGCCCUGUCAUGCCAGUGACCAGCCCGCCAUGUUGACAAGGUACAAACAGUACAUGACGACUGUGGCCAUUUUCCUUUUUUUUUUUGCUCAUAUGUAGGAGUUGUCUCGUAGCUGCGAAGGAUCACGGUGCUUCCUGGAGUUUAUGCCUCUCACACGAUCUUUGACUCAAGAGGAAACCUCACUGUGUUCAGUCCCUGCCAUGAAUCCAGCCCUGGAGGCUCUCGAGAUGUAUCUUAUCUGCACUGUGAUCCAUUUUCAAACUCAAGUCCUGAAUCCUGAUUUGGCCCAAAAUGUUUUCCAUGUCCCGUUUCAGAGUGUGAUGCCAGAAUGACCCAUUUGGCCUCUUAACGGCCUCACUGAAAACGACCCAACUCCUGUACAGGGUUACUCCUCUGUCAUGUGCAGCUCCCAGUUCUGUUUGGGGUUUUGCAGUAACACCCCUGAUGUGUCAGUUUGAAGUCCAGCUUCACACGGCUUGGCAACAGAAUUACCUUCCCCCGAGGAUCGCAACAGAUUUGAAUGUCGUCGUCCUGAAUUUGUCUCGUCCCCUCUGCAGUAUCACAACAUAUGAAUCUACGUCAGUGUGCCGAGAUGCCUUUUCAAUGUCUCUGCCUGUAUGUCAGCUUCGUCACACUACAUAUUUGAACCUCUCCUCACUCUGACAUACACAUCAAGUUAUUCAUUCUUAAUGCAUGUUCCUACAUCAUAUCCUGUGUUUACAAUUUUAAAAUAUGUUUGGUUUUAUUUUGAACUUCCGGUUUCAACCAACACAAACACAUGCACACACAAACCAGACGCACACACAUAGAUACACAGGCUGUCAUUUUGUCUUUUCAAGGUGGCAACCUCAAAACAGUAACACUAUUUAAAACAAACCCAAGAAAAAAGUAAUGGUUGAAAGCUGCUGAUCAGUUCAGUACCAGGCUCUCAUUGUCUUGUCUCUCGCCACAGGAGCCUCGACCAGUCGAAGGAGGCUGAGAAUCCACAUCGAUUAACCACGGUAAAAUGAAGACUGAUGUCUGAUAAAAUACCAGAGCCGCAGAAGACUCAGCAAACCGCACUGUGGUGACGUCAGGACGACUUCCAUAGCUGCAGGUGGAGAUGCAGACGCAGUAACAGGAGGCGUCCAGCAGAGGACAAACAGUCUGCUGGCCAGAGGAGAAACACACUGUUUAGUCUUGUUUUGAAGUUUUAAUAAUAAAUCAAUUAUAAUAAACCUGA